UAUAAAAAAAUAAGGAAAGAUUGACAUAAAUCACAUUAGUUUCGAUGGAAAGAGAAGAUUGAACUUGAAAUGAAUCGUUUUUAGUUUCAAUGGAAAGAGAGGUGUCUACUUUUGGCUCUUGGGGUAUGUUUUUUGAAUCGGCAAGGAUCAUGGUGGUGGCUGCGUAAGGUUAAUAUCAUUUUACUAUAUUUUUGCCUGAAAUCAAAACAAAGAGCUUGGAAGAGAUUGGGAACACUAUUUGAGUAUGAAGAAAUAUUAAAUAUUGAACAAAAAAAUUGUGUAUUAAUUUUGCAGUGGAAAAGAAAAAGUGCUACAAGAUGGUUACGUCACUCCCGUCAGUUUCUGAAUGUGUCCUUCUGUCCUUAUAUCCUGCAAGGUCUUGGCAAAUUUGCAUGACAAUUUUGGCUUAUUUGGCCACCCAACCAAUCACGCCCAUUUGCUCUGACACUCCCACCAAAACCCAUCCGUUUCACUGAUCUUCUCUUUAAAUUCUCAGAAAAACAACAAAAUUGUCCUCAAAUGGACACCAGACCCGUAGAUGAAUCUUCAGAUCUAAAGAACCUAUAGAGGAACUGGGAUGAUGAACAGGUAUACUCUUCUCUGCGUUCUUUUGGCCUCAGCAAACUCCAUCCUAUCAGGUUAUGACACAGGGGUGAUGAGUGGGGCAGCGCUUUAUAUCCAAGAGAACAUGAAAAUCUCAUCCACCCAAGUUGAAAUCUUGGUAGGCACCCUUAACGUAUUCUCUUUAGUAGGAUCACUUGCCUCUGGCAAGACAUCGGAUUACAUAGGCAGGCGUUACACUAUGGUCCUGGCAGCAACAGCAUUUCUAAUAGGUGCACUUCUCAUGGGCCUCGCACCAUCCUAUCUAAUCCUAUUAACCGGACGGAUUAUUGCCGGCAUUGGAGUCGGAUAUGCCCUCAUGAUUGCUCCAGUCUACUCCGCUGAGCUUUCUCCGGCAAUGAACCGGGGAUUACUCACCUCCCUCCCGGAAGUCUUCAUCAUAUUUGGUAUAUUACUAGGUUACAUAUUCAACUAUGCUCUGUCAGGCCUCUCACCCAACAUAAAUUGGAGACUAAUGCUUGGAUUGGCUGUAUUUCCAUCAAUUGGGAUUGGUUUAGGCGUGGUGACAAUGCCCGAGUCACCUCGUUGGCUCGUCAUGAAAGGCAAACUAAGUGAAGCAAAGCAGGUCCUAAUGAAAAUCUCCUCCACUCAAGCCGAAGCUGAACUGAGGUUUGAAGAGAUAACAAAAGCUGCUGGCCGAGCAGAGAAAAGUGAUUGGCAUGGACAAGGUGUUUGGAAAGAGCUUUUGAUAAGGCCAUCUAUGCCAAUUCGUCGGAUGCUCAUUGCCGCAAUAGGAAUUAACUUCUUCAUGCAAGCUUCUGGAAACGACGCCGUUAUGUAUUACUGCCCCGAAGUGUUCAGGGCAGCUGGAAUUCACAACAAAAAAGAGCUAUUCGGCAUUAACAUGAUUAUGGGACUAACCAAGACCUCCUUUGCCUUGCUGUCGGCCCUCUUUUUGGACCGGUUCGGAAGACGGCCUCUUUUGAUAUUGGGCUCAUCGGGGAUGGUUGUUUCGCUAUCCUUGUUGGGCUUGGGCUCUAAGUUUCUUGAGAAUUCGAGCAGCAAACCAACGUGGGCCAUUGUGUUGUGCAUUGUGGCUGUGUGUGCUGAUGUGUCAUUCUUCUCGAUUGGGCUUGGGCCUAUUACCUGGGUUUACUCGUCUGAGGCGUUUCCAACGAGAAUUCGAGCCCAGGGUUCGGCUCUAGCCAUUUCGGUGAACCGGUUGGUGAGUGGAGUGGUGUCAAUGUCAUUCCUAAGCAUUUCAAAGAAAAUAACGUUUGGGGGAAUAUUUUUUGUGCUUGGGGGAGUAAUGGCGGUUGGUACGGCUUUCUUUUAUUUCUUUUUGCCUGAGACAAAAGGCUUAACCUUGGAAGAGAUGCAGACUAUUUUUGAAGAUCAAAAUACCGGUAAUCAUGGCAGGGUUAAGGAAAUGACUGAGAUAUAAUGAGGCUUUCUGUUUCUGUGCUUUGGUUAUUUUAUUUUAUUUUGUGCUUUCGAUAUAGUUUUGGUGCAAAACAUUGUGUUUUAGAUCUAAUAACGAAUGAGCAAGAGAAUAACAGAAAGAGUUAGAUUUGAUGUUGUAUAAAAUUUGAGCUACUCAAUGAGAUGUAGGAAUAGAAUAGAGAAUGAUUCAGGUGGCAAAUGGCAAGCAAAUAAGAGAUUACAUUAUGUCU
This is a messenger RNA of Ziziphus jujuba (common jujube), 2234 nucleotides long. RefSeq names its product probable polyol transporter 6. Gene Ontology annotation, biological process: transmembrane transport. Gene Ontology annotation, cellular component: membrane. The coding region runs from base 578 to 2005 and encodes 475 amino acids. Lineage: Eukaryota; Viridiplantae; Streptophyta; Magnoliopsida; Rosales; Rhamnaceae. Gene Ontology annotation, molecular function: carbohydrate transmembrane transporter activity. The record is from RefSeq and is a predicted model, not a curated record. The transcript is spliced from 2 exons.